UCUUGGGGGGCGCAGAACUGGGGGGCACGGCAGGGGUGACGCCCCCGCAGCGGCUCCCCCAGCUCGGCGCUGCCCCCCCAGCUCCUUCCCGUGCCCGCGGGGGCCGCAGCGCCCCGGGCACCCAUCCACGCCGCCCCGGGCACCCGGCCGUCCCUGGCACCCCUCUCUCCCAUGCCAGGCGUCCAUCUGCGCCGUCCCUGGCACGGAGCCCGCGGGAACAAUGAGUGCAGCCAGCGCCUUCCCCGCCCGGGGGGGCUCACACAGCUGCCCGUGCAGAACCCGGGGUGCAGCCCCCCCGCCUUGGGGACGUGCUGGGGGUGCCACAGCCCCGCGCUGGGUGUGGAGGGCGGGCACUGCCCACUGUUUGCCUUGGCACCCCCACCGCUGCCGGGCAAAUGCCACGGAAGGGCCCUCGGGGGUUUCGUGUCCCCUCCCGGCUCUUCUGCGGGCUCAGCAAACAGCACAAGUGGCACUCGGCAGCGGGAGGGGCCCCAGCCUCCCCCGGCCACCCGGGAGCCCAUAAAUGCCCCCGGGCCCGGGCUGGCAGAGGGACAGGAGCGCCCGAAGAGAUGGAGGACAGCUCUAAAGAGGCGCUGAUGGAGGAGGCACCUCCGAGGUACACGGAGUCCCCGCGCCUGCCCUGCAUCCCCCACGAGCUCAAGAGCCUCUUGCUGGUGGUGGCCCUCGUGGUGGUGGCCCUCGUGGUGGUCAACGUCGCCUUCCUCCUGCUGGGGCUGCACCUCAGCGAGUCACACGCCGAGACGGUGCUGCGGAUGAGCAUCCGCGGGCCGGACGGCGAGGGGAGCCCGCAGGAGCUGGCCCUGAGCCACGCGGGAAGGAGCGGCUCGUUCGCCGUGCGGGACGGGCCCAACGCCUCGGCAGCCGUGGUGUACGACUACGGCAAGCUGCUGGUCGGCUACAGGUCCUGGCGUGGCCGCGCCUGCUACAUCACCCGCGUGGACAAGGACAACAUGCCGGGGCUGGACGCUGUCACCGAGACCUUCCAGCGCCGGCAGGGUGAGGACGCUGGGGACAAGGCCGUGCCCCUGGCUGACCGCUCCAUCCUGGGCACCACCAUCAACAUCCUCUGCAGCGCCGUGCCCGUGUUCUGGGCAGGAGGUGAGUCCCUGCUGGGUGGCACUGCCACACCGCGGGGUCCCUGCAGCCAGCUGGGCACAGGGCUUUGCCCAGUUCAUCCCAGCAAGGCACCAGUGCCCGGGAUGGGGGUUUGGCCCGUGGCCUGCUACAUCCCCAGUGCCCAGGGGCAGCGGGAUGAGAGCUGCAAUCCCACCCCCCAGCUCCCUCCUCCACGCCCUGAGCCCUUCUCCCCUCACCCCCAGGACUCGGGGAACGGCUGCUGCUGCCCCGGCUGCUGUUUGCCCUGCGCCACGUGCUGCGCCAAGUGCUGCACCAAAUGCAGCUUGUGCUGCGCCAAGUGCUGCUGCCUGCCCAAGUGCUGCCAGUGCCCCAAGUGCCCCAAGUGCCCCAAGUGCCCCGGCUGCGCCAGCUGCUCCGGCUGCCUCAAGAAGUCGCUGUGCUUCGUCCCUCGGCUGCUGUGCUACCUGCCCCGCAAGCUGCUGGGCUGCGGCCGCCUCCGCUGCCUGCUGAUCGCCGUGGUCGUGGUGGUGCUGCUGGUGCUGAUCAUCGCCGGCGCCCUACUGAUGUGGCUGAGCGUGGAGCAGCGCCGCGCCGACACCGUCCUGCGGGGCGGGGUGUGGGCCGGAGCGGCCUGGGAAGAGGACGUGGCCACUUUCUACCUGGACAGCGGGGACGGGAACGCGGCCACGGUCAUCUAUGACUACAGGAACCUGCUGGUGAGCUACAGAGCCCGGCUGCACCGCGCCUGCUACGUGACCCGCGUGGACAGGGACAACAUCCCCGGGCUGGACACGGUGCUCGAGACCUUCCAGCGCCGCCAGGCUGAGGACAGGAUCUCCGUGCCCCUGGCUGACCGCUCCCUCCUGGGCACCACGGCGGGCAUCCUGUGCCGCCUCCUCCCGGUGUACUGGGCUUAGCCCCGCGGGGUGGGCAGGGGGCCGCGGGACCCCUCGGCAGCGCCCCCGCAGUGCCAGCUUUGCCUCGCAGCGCCCCCGACAGGCACAGCCCCUCUGGGAGCCUCCUCCGCGGCCGCCCCCGCGCCCCCCACCCAAAUUUUGGGGUGCGGGGGGUGGGGAGGGGUCAGGGGGUCGGCGCGGGGGGGGCUGCGGGCGCGGGGCCGGGGGCGGGGCGGGGGUGUCUGCGCUGUGCCGGGGGACAGCUGGUUUGUCACUUAAGUCUUCUCAGCUUCGCCAAACCCAAGUGCAAAAAUGAGCUUAAAAA
This is a messenger RNA of Passer domesticus (house sparrow), 2319 nucleotides long. RefSeq names its product surfactant protein C (gene SFTPC). The record is from RefSeq and is a predicted model, not a curated record. NCBI's taxonomy places the organism in Eukaryota, Metazoa, Chordata, Aves, Passeriformes, Passeridae. Gene Ontology annotation, biological process: respiratory gaseous exchange by respiratory system. The transcript is spliced from 9 exons. Gene Ontology annotation, cellular component: extracellular region; alveolar lamellar body. Bases 396 to 2015 code for a protein of 539 amino acids.